CACACUGGUUGGGACUUCAAGGGUCCCCCGAGGGACUGAGGUGACCUAUGGUGAUGGGGGAGUUCCAGUCUGGGCAAAGUGUCAGCCGUUUGAACAGCAUGAGGAGCCUUGAGAGGCUUAUAAGGAGAGGUAUGAAAAAUUCUAACAACAUAAGUAAGCAAUGGAGGAGGGAAACUGAGCAACGGAGAAACGUCUGCCUGGGGCUCAUCAAUGCGGGCCAAUAUGAAGAUUUCUACCUGGAGAACACUGCUAACUGCUUCACAAAGUGCUCGGAGUCAAGGAAUGAAUCCUGUGACCUGGAAAACUUGCAGAGGUACUGGCUAAAAUUCGAGUACCAUCUGCUGGAGAGUCCGACGAGCAUAGUGAAUAUGUCUUUUUUGAAGGCUGCUGUCCAGAAUAUCAGCACCCACAUCUCAGAAGACCUGUUCUUCUCCCUGACGCCUUCCCAGGUUCCAGGGCUGGUGACAGAGGAUGAGCAUGAACACCCCGACCGAGUCCGGCUGCCCAGGAGUCUCUUUGAAUCCCUGCAGGAGAACAGGUCGGAGGUCUUGCUGGCCAUCACUAUCCUGGACGUCGGUCCGGGGAAUCUGUUCAAGGGCCCCCAGCUCAGCCUGGAGGGCGGCAGCCGCGUGUUGAAUAAUCGCCUGGUGGGCCUGAGCUUAGGCAGUAUACCUGUCAGAAGGCUGGCUGAGCCUUUGGAGAUCACCUUCUCCCACCAGCACCUACCCACUAACAUGGCCCUCAGCUGUGUGUUCUGGGAUGAGACUAAAGGAGACUGGUCUUCCAUGGGCUGCUCCACGGAGCUCAGAGCCAAGAGGACCAUCUGUCGCUGUGACCAUCUGACCUUCUUCGCUUUGCUGCUGAAGCCGAUCUUGGACCAAGCCACCGUCCAGUCCCUCGUUCGCAUUUCCCAGGCUGGCUGCGGAGCCUCUAUGAUCUUCCUGGCCUUUACCAUUGUCCUCUACGCUGCCCUAAGGUGCUACUGGCAGAGGUUCAAGUCAGAAGACGCCCCCAAGAUCCAUGUGGCCCUGAGUUUGAGCUUGUUUCUCCUGAAUCUCACCUUCUUCUUCAACAUGGGGCAUAGUCCCCAGCCGUCGGGUGCCACCUGCCAGGCCCGGGCGGCCGUCUUCCACUACUUUCUGCUCUGCACCUUCACCUGGAUGGGCCUGGAAGCCUUCCACCUCUACCUGCUUGUCAUCAAGGUCUUCAACACCUACUUUGGGCACUACUUCCUGAAGCUGAGCCUCGUGGGCUGGGGCCUGCCUGCCCUCAUCGUCUUUGGCACCGGGACUGCGGACAGCUAUGGCCGCUACACCAUCCACGACAAGAGGAACGUCACCACCCUGGAGCUGUGCUGGUUCCAGGAGAAGGCGGAUGUCUCUGCCCUCUAUGUCACCGUCCACGGCUACUUCCUCGUCACCUCCCUCUUCAGCGCUGUGGUCCUGGGCCUGGUGGCCUGGAAGAUUUUCACUCUGCCGAGGGCCACAGCGGGCAAGGAGCAAGGACCGAACUGGAAGGGGGUCCUCACCGUGCUGGGGCUCUCCAGCCUGGUGGGCGCCACGUGGUGGCUGGCCAUCCUCACGCCGCUGGACUGGUCCACCAUCUAUAUCUUCGCCCUCUUCAACUCCCUGCAAGGUGUCUUCAUCUUCUGCUGGUUCACCAUGCUCUACUUCCCCAGCCGGAGCACCGUGGCCUUCUCCUCUAGUGUGCCCCGAGCCGACCAGGUCCACACCAUGUCUCAUGAAUAGGAGGCCUCCGUGGGGUCAGGCUGGGAGCCGGCCUCACGUUCCGGACUCAGCUCUGACUCCUCAUGUGGCCUCAGGCUGCCCCCUGUCUCGCUCUGGGCUUCAGUUUCCAUGUUUUUACAAUGUGGCUGGGGAGGGAGGAGAUGGGGACCAGGGGGGACCACCUGGCUUCAAAGGUUCCGUCCAGAUACUCUGAUGGGUCAUAAAGUCCACGAAUCGA
Messenger RNA from Neogale vison (American mink), 1965 nucleotides. RefSeq names its product adhesion G protein-coupled receptor G3 (gene ADGRG3). NCBI's taxonomy places the organism in Eukaryota, Metazoa, Chordata, Mammalia, Carnivora, Mustelidae. Gene Ontology annotation, cellular component: membrane. The transcript has 12 exons. Gene Ontology annotation, biological process: cell surface receptor signaling pathway; adenylate cyclase-activating G protein-coupled receptor signaling pathway. Gene Ontology annotation, molecular function: G protein-coupled receptor activity. The record is from RefSeq and is a predicted model, not a curated record. The coding region runs from base 48 to 1748 and encodes 566 amino acids.